UGCUUUAGAAUUACACGGCAGCAGGAAGUCGGUAAAAGUUAAGUGCACCGACCAUUCGCUGCCGGGGUUCACUGUCAGUGCCAUCGUCGCACGAGCAGUUUAAAUCCCGAUCCCAAUGUCGUCCGACGUUACACUACGUCGGUUUCUUCUGUGUUCGAGCGCGACAUCAUACGCCCAAGUUGGCGUUUGUAACGUGUCAAGAUCGUUACACUCGUAGUAUAUUUCGCCAUGAGUUAAACGAAUCAGCGUGUCCAGAAAUCGUAUGAAAAAAAGGAAAAGGAAAGGAAAAAGAGAAAACUCUUGUCGGAGAAAUCACAAAGUCUAAUAUGAAAUCGUUUAACGAAAUUUAGGAAAGGAUUUAAAAAACGCUAAAACAUCCCUCGUAUCCUCUUGUGAUUGUCGCACACCGCCACCACCACCACUGCCUCUCUUCCACGCGCAUUCUCGAGCACUCGUCGAAUCGACCAAGCGUAUCGAAUGGUCGAGUAGAAGUAAGAAAAAGCCGAGAAAAAAAUAACACACAUACACACCACGAGAAAUACGCCGACAGCGACCUGAGAUCGUGUACCGAAGUCAGUCAUGAAUCUUAUGUUCCGCAAGAACUUCGGCGAGAAGGGACUCGGUGGUGGCGGACUAGGUGGAGGAGGACUAGGGGAAGUUCGGCCUGCUCUGAGCACCACCACUACUUACGGGACCAGCGGGGCCUCAUUCGGCCAGAUAGGGACGCGUUUUGGCGCUACGCGCGGUGGUAUCGGCCAGUCAGUGGUCAGUGGCGUGCGUGGACCCGUACGACGCAGCCGGGAAUUCGGAUACUUUCCGUUAAUGGGCGAUCACGAGCACCAGGGACAUGGCUACCGUACUCACUUAUUCCUAUCACCACCUGCAGGUGGGGCACUUGGUUCACCGCCCGAAGAAUCGGGCGAGCGACUGGGUCCACCGCCACGCCGCAACUCGGGCUCCCAUGUGAUUAAAUGGGGUGGCGGUGGGCCUGUCAGUUCCACGCAAAGCGGCCAGACUGGCAAUCAGAUCAGAAGGAAGCAAAAUCAGAUCGGUCAGCAGAAAGAGCCUUCCGACCCACCAAGUCCGACUGCGUCCAGACAGGUAUCCUUCAGCGGAAAUCGUACUUCCGGUACCUACACACCUCUCGUAGUUUCUGGAAACAGCCCGCCACGAGGCGAACCAAUCUCUUUGGCCACUUUGGACCGUGACUGCUUUAUUAUACCUCUCGCUUCUCUCGAACGUUUUUUACCAGCUGGUGUACCACAUGCUCCUGUCGCUGAUAAGAAGAGACCGGGAAGUCCUCUGUCGGUUCUCGAGGUUGAGGAUCCGAAACAAUGUGUUCUCGCGCAUUUCAUGACGCCACUAGAACCUCUGGACCCGCUAAUGGAAUCUCCAGUGUCUCGACCGUUAGUCUUACAACGCGACACCGCUGCGGAACUAGUCGCCGAGAUAGCACCCUCUGCUUCGCAAAGUAUUUUACUUACAAAUAUGGAGAAGAACGCGGACUUCCCGUUUAUUACGUAUUAUCUAAUAAAUAAGCAGAGCACGGACCCUGUAGAUUUUUACAACGAAGUGCAAUGCGCGGCUCUACGUAAGUUCGAUCCUCGAGAUCUUAGAUACGCUGCCAGUCACACGUUAGAUCUGUUCAACGAGGUAGCGACCAUCGCGAGACCGCCGCUCGAACCACCCGGUGGAAGACCACCUAUUCCAUCCACCGGUUAUAUAGUAUCGAUUUUUAAAGUUUUUGAAGGUGAUGAUGGCCUCAAAUUUGAACAAAAUUGGCUCUAUUGGACAGGCGCGCGGAUGAUGUAUCGAUACUUGCCAAAAAGCGUGGGUCUCAGACGUAUUACUUUGCACAAAUCGAUGUCACAAGGCGAUAAGAUGUAUCUGUUGAUCUGCGAGUGUUCGCAGCUACAAGACAAUCUAUCCGCUGCGGCAAUACUUCUGCCGGCACUUCGUGCACGUCUGUGCGGAUACACCGGACUUUACAGACCUUCCGUAUGCUUUUGAUUCCUCACCCAGCUGUUAGAGUCUGCGAGAAGCAUCCUUUCGAAUCGCGUUACGUAUAACUCUGCAGAAAAAUCCAAACGAAAUGGUGUCGUAUCAAAUUUCAAUGUUUUACUUCACGAUUCUAUUUUUAACUAAACAAAUCCAUACCAAUUCUUUGAGUUAAUAGUGAAACAAUAUCGACAAGCAAUGGUAUCGAUCAGCAUUUCUAUUUUUAAUCAGAAUUAAUUUUGAUUGCAGGAACAUGAUUAAUAUUAUAACGGAAGAGAAGACGCGAUACUAAUUUGCAGGAACUGAUGAUAUAUCGUCGCAAAUAUCGUUAACAAACGAGACACUGUGAUUUCUUAUCGUACUACCUAUUAUAAGGAGCGCAACUUCGUAUACGCUUUAGACGAGUCUCGUCGAUAAUUGACGAGACGGCCUGCAUGCUCGAUUAGAUAUGCAACUGAACCUAUUUGUAUUUUUCGACUUUACUAUCUCGUUCAUUACGCAAGCGAGCAUUGCCCAAGUAGGGUCACCGAACGAAACGAAAAUGAAAUGUAUACAGAAGGAAUAGUAAUAAAAUUAAUAGGUUGCAGAAAGUAUAUUAUAACAUAUAUACGUAAUAUAAAAUAUAAAACGGGUGUCCGAUCCAUCUCAUACAGAUGAAACGCCAAGGACUCUCGACAUUUAAUUUCCUGAAAGAACAUUCUAUGUAUUAACAUGGAAAAGUUAAUGAUAUACGCGUGUUGCCGAUUAUAGAGACGUUUGGUCAUCCUACGGGCAUCGCAAUAUACAAGCAUAACGAUAUUCGCAACAUACUUUUAUUACUAUUGAUAACUAUCGAAUAAUCGCUAAUUACAUAUCAUACUCGAUAAACUGUGAUAUUUGAACCAGCAGCGUAUAUAUCACAAUGGAAAACUCCUCCUGAAAACCUAUUCUUGAAAAUGCUACUCUUGAAAUCAAUUUAGGUGACUUAGGCACAAGGUAGUGGAACUUCGAAGGCCAACGCGGUAGAACGUAAUAACUUCAAGUCCUUUAUCGAUUAUCUCAAUAUUUGAUAUUAUAUGUAUAUCCGUAUACACGGAUUUUAUGCUCGCGAAAUUCGAUCGGCAGAUGUUUCAUGUGUGUGUGGAUAAGUUACAUUUAAAAAAAUAGAAAUUUGAAUGA
Cyphomyrmex costatus is the source of this 3156-nucleotide messenger RNA. RefSeq lists its product as uncharacterized. The record is from RefSeq and is a predicted model, not a curated record. NCBI's taxonomy places the organism in Eukaryota, Metazoa, Arthropoda, Insecta, Hymenoptera, Formicidae. The transcript is spliced from 5 exons. Bases 580 to 2010 code for a protein of 476 amino acids.